CUCCCUCUAAACUCCGAACCAUGGACUGCUUCACUGAAACGAUCCCACCUUCUUCUCCGUCACUGUCAGAAAUCCAAUGGGGAAACCAGGUUUCGGACACGGUUUUCUCUCUCUACAACUCGCUUCCCAAGAAAGGGAAGCCUCAGGGUCGCGAAGUCACCGUCUUGGCCGCAUUUCUCCUUUCCUCUCCUCGUCGAGAUUUGGAUGUUGUUGCUAUUGGAACCGGGACGAAAUGCAUCGGCCGAUCGCAAUUGAGCCCCUACGGCGAUGUCGUCAACGACUCGCACGCCGAAAUCGUCGCGCGAAGAUCUUUGUUGAGGUUUUUUUAUGCACAGAUUCAGCGACAUUCUGAGAAUUACAGCAAGCACAAACGCAGUGAUGGAUUUAAACGGUUGCGAGGAGAUGACGAUGAGAACUUGCUUUUUGAAUUGGACAAAGAUUGUACCGGCAGAGAAAAAUACGGAAUGAGGAAGGGUUGGCAAUUACACAUGUAUAUAUCACAGCUUCCAUGUGGGGAUGCUUCGUCUAGUUCACAGUUGGCUCCCCUAAAAAAUAUUUUACCAAGGGAAUGGGGUGCCCAUCCAUCUUGUGCCGACCCCGAGUCUAAGCAGUUCAUACGUGGGGAGACUUCAUUAGAUAUUAAUGAAGUUAUUGACUCUGUCCAAAGAAAGCCUGGUCGAGGCGAUACCACAUUAUCAGUGAGUUGCUCCGACAAGAUAUCUCGUUGGAAUGUUGUUGGAAUUCAAGGAGCUUUGCUUUCCCACUUUCUGAUACCUAUUUACCUCUCUUCCAUCACUGUUGGUCAAUCUUCUAACAAUUCUGGAGAGGUUCCUGUGGAUGAUUGCUUGAAGAAGGCUUUAUAUGAUCGAGUUAUAACAUUUUCAAACGAGCUAAUGAGUCCUUUUCGGGUGAACCGGCCGCUAUUCUGUUCAGCUCCAAUACCACCAAAGGAGUUUCAACAUUCGGAAACUGCUUCAACCACUUUAACAUGCGGAUAUUCAAUAUGUUGGAAUAAGUCCGGCUUGCAUGAAGUCAUUCUUGGAACCACUGGAAGAAAGCAAGGCACAUCUUCCAAAGGGGCAUUAUCUCCAUCUACAGAGUCAUCUUUAUGCAAAAAGCGAUUGUUGGAGGCUUUCUUGUCACUAAGACCUGAAUUACCUCCCAACAGCCCAGAAAAUAAGAUUUGUUAUCAAGAACUCAAGGAAAGGGCUGGAACAUACAAUUUGACUUCAAAAUGUAUGAAAGGUAGACUGCCUUUCAGUAAUUGGCCACUAAAACCCCAAAACUAUGGGGCCGUCUUCGUUAUGAGAUAGGAAGGAGUGUGUUACUAGUAAGGCUUCAAUUCUAUUUUGAUGUAUUGGUAGAAAUUAGUAGAGCUAUUUUGUACCAUAUUUUGAUUUAUUGGUGGAGAUUUGUAGAGCUGUUUUGGACCAUUAUCUGAAAUAGCCCCCCAGGUAAUUUGUUUCUUCAGUAACUUUUAGGCUCCAACAGUAGUCGGAGUAAAGACGUUUGUAUCAAAGUCUCAUUGUAAAAACUUACUGUUUGGUUGUGAAUGAGCUUGUUUCUGAUCAUGGACAACAUUGCGUUGGGAAAUAUGUACUAACUACUCAAGGAGGACUUUUCUUUAGGGCAUCUCGCCCAGUAGGACAUUGUUCCUUGUGAGUCUCAUGUACUCUUUUACUUCUAGCCUUUUACUUUCAGCAUCCAGCUUCAAUCAUUGGGAACAUCUUCUGAGAUAUCAUCCUUAACUCUUGGAGU
This is a messenger RNA of Morus notabilis, 1758 nucleotides long. Its product is annotated as tRNA-specific adenosine deaminase 1. Gene Ontology annotation, molecular function: double-stranded RNA binding; double-stranded RNA adenosine deaminase activity; tRNA-specific adenosine deaminase activity. The transcript has 10 exons. Bases 21 to 1313 code for a protein of 430 amino acids. Lineage: Eukaryota; Viridiplantae; Streptophyta; Magnoliopsida; Rosales; Moraceae. The record is from RefSeq and is a predicted model, not a curated record. Gene Ontology annotation, cellular component: cytoplasm; nucleolus. Gene Ontology annotation, biological process: RNA processing; adenosine to inosine editing.